This is a messenger RNA of Camelina sativa (false flax), 1318 nucleotides long. The record is from RefSeq and is a predicted model, not a curated record. NCBI's taxonomy places the organism in Eukaryota, Viridiplantae, Streptophyta, Magnoliopsida, Brassicales, Brassicaceae.
UGUAUGUAUGUGUGUGACGGUAUAUAUAGCCAAUGAUGCUGUAAAAUAACUCACAAGAAUAAAAAUAAAAAGAAAAAAAUACAUUUCAGAAUCCCAAUUAUAUAAAGAAACAAGAAAGAUGGAAAUGAUCACUAAGUUGCUUGUGGUGGUUUUCGUAGGAGUUGUGUGUGCCAAUGCCGCAAGGCAUCUCCCUGAAUAUACCAAAUUCAUGGACAAACAUUUAUUAGAAGUUGAGCCUAAUUGUGCCGCUGGUGGGGGUGGAGGUGGUGGCGGAGGAGCUACCGUUGAAGGUGGUACGGACAACGGAACCAACGAUAGAGCGAACGGCAACGGAGAUGCGAAUGGAAACGGGAAUGGGAAUGGACGUGCCGACUGUCUCGGAGGCGUAGAAGUUGGAGGUGGCGGUGGUGGUGGAGGCGGAGGUGGAGCCGGUGGCGGUUCUGGCGGUAGUACUGGUAGUUAUUUUAACGGAAGUGGUAGCGGUAUGGGUUAUGGAAGCGGUAAUGGUAGUGUCAGUAGCACUGGCGAGUAUUCGGCAAGCGGAGGUGGUGGCGGCAGUGGUCAAGGUAGUGGCGGUGGUGGUGGCGGUGAUGGUAGUAGUGGUAGCAGCAGCGGAAGCGGAAGUGGUAGUGGCAGCGGAAGUGGAACCGCUAUGGGCCCUGGUGUGUACAUAAGUGUAAGUGGUGGAGGCGGCGGUGGCGGUGGUGGAGGUGGAGGUGGAGGCGGUGGUGGUAUUGGUGCUAGCGGAAGCGGCAGCGGUAGUGGCAGCGGUAGCGGAAGCGGCACUGGCCAUUCUUAACGUUUACAUGGUAUCUAGUCUUAUGUGUGUGCGUGUCCUUAACGUCAGCUUCGAUUUAUAACAUUCUUAUCAUUGGGUGAUCAUCUCUUUAAUAUCAUGCUCGUGUUGUGUAAUGUUUCGUUUUUACAGUUAUAUUCUGGCAUAGUUAAAUAACUUUUGAAAUAUAUAAAAAUGCAAAAGAAAGAAAUAAAUAAAUUUCUGGAUGCCAAACAGUUGCGGCAUUGCAUUUUUUAAACGUUAAAAUAUGCAGAAGAAAAAAAUAGUACACUGUUUAACCGUUGUGUUUUCGCAAAGCUUGUUUGGGCUAUUUACAAAUGUUUUCUCUCACUAGAGUACACAAUGGUAUAUCUGAAUUCAGAUCUAACAAAAUUGAAAUAAUUUUUUCCAAAGUGAAGUAGAACAUCAUGUUUAGAAAGGGAUAGAGAAAAAUAAUAAUAUCGUAAAUCUGAGGUUUAACUAUAUGAAGUAUAUAUAUCUUACAACAAUAUACUUUUUUUUUUUUUUUUUUGGGCAAAUCUU